AUGUACACGGUCUCGCUUCCACAUGGGCCUUUCCUGGGCAGCCGGGCCCAAGCAGCCUUCGUCAGCUUUUCGGUUCUGGGUCUCACACUGCUUUUUAGCAAGCUCUUUUACAACGCAUAUCUUCAUCCUCUACGCAAGUUCCCUGGGCCGCUCUUAGCAAGGUUGAGCCGCUUGUACUACUCGUAUUACCGUAGUACGGGCCGACUUGAAUGGAAGACGCUUGAACUUCACAAAAAAUACGGAAGUGUAGUUCGUAUCGCACCCAACGAGUUAAGUUUCAACGCUGGUACGGCAUGGGACGACAUCUAUGGACAUACUACCAAACGCCGGAGUGGACGAAGGCUGCAAAAAGAGGCAUUUUUCUACCUGGGGGCCGUCGCCCCGAACGGUGAGAAGAAUCUCGGAGCCAGCUCCGACGAGGACCAUAGCCGCAUACGUGGAGUCCUGUCCAGUGCCUUUUCCGAGAAGGCAGUCUUUGCCCAGGAGGAUCUUUUGAUGCGCCAUAUUGGUUUCAUGAUAGAAAGAAUCCGCAGUCUCAACGGGAUACCAACAGAUGCCGUCCGGUGGCUUCACCAUUGCACGUUCGAUAUCACCACGGACCUCUCACUCGGCGCCAGUGCCAAGACCCUCGCCUGUGACGAGUGGAGUCCACUGGCUCAUCUCAUGUUCGAAGGUAUCAAGGAGGGAAUUACCGCUGUCGAAAUACUGCGCUUCGCGCCUUUCAAAUACCAAGCCUUCAGCCUGCUAAUCAAAGCCUUCGGAAAAGCGCGGCUUGAAGCAUUCCAAGCAGCAAUCAACCAGGCCCACAUACGCAUGGCCCAGGCAACCACGGACAAAGAAGACAAGAAACCCGAUUUCAUGUCGUACAUCAUAAAGGCAAAUAAGACGUCCAAGGCGCUGACACCCAGCGAAAUAACUGCAAAUGUCGCGCUCCUCCUUGAUGUUGGGUCCGAAACCACGGCCUCGCUGCUUGCUGGCUGCCUGUUCUAUCUCACCAAAAGCCCGCACAUUCUUGAGAAGCUGACUUCAAUGAUUCGCAAAGAUUUUCAAACACCUCAGGAGAUCAAUUCCAAGCAUCUUGCCCAAAAUUCCUAUCUGACAGCGGUGCUCAAUGAGGCCCUCCGCAUCUAUCCACCUGUAGCGGGAGCCACGCCCCGAGUAACGCCCCCAGAGGGAUCUCAAAUCGAUGGCCGAUAUGUUCCGGGCAAUAUGAGCGUUGCUGUUAACCAGGUUGCCAUGAACAGGUCCCCUAAGAACUUCACUAAUCCGGACCAAUUUGUACCUGGGCGCUGGUUAGGCGACGGCUGCUUUCCCGAUGACCAGUUGCAGUUGUGCCAGCCAUUUUCUCACGGCCCCAGAGCCUGUCUGGGUCGCAAUCUCGCUUGGGCUGAAAUGCGUCUUAUCAUGGGGCAUCUUCUCUGGAAUUUCGACGUAGAAUUGAGCUCAGAGUCUGCAAAUUGGAACAGCCAGAAAACAUGGUUUAUUUGGGACAAGCCAGAUCUGAUGAUACGCUUCAAAAGUCGUGAGGGACAAUAG
Diaporthe amygdali is the source of this 1536-nucleotide messenger RNA. Its product is annotated as Cytochrome PaP450-1. The record is from RefSeq and is a predicted model, not a curated record. Gene Ontology annotation, molecular function: heme binding; iron ion binding; monooxygenase activity. Lineage: Eukaryota; Fungi; Ascomycota; Sordariomycetes; Diaporthales; Diaporthaceae. The transcript has 5 exons. Bases 1 to 1536 code for a protein of 511 amino acids.